This is a messenger RNA of Bubalus bubalis (water buffalo), 762 nucleotides long. RefSeq names its product single-pass membrane protein with aspartate rich tail 1 (gene SMDT1). Gene Ontology annotation, biological process: calcium import into the mitochondrion; mitochondrial calcium ion homeostasis. The transcript has 3 exons. The record is from RefSeq and is a predicted model, not a curated record. NCBI's taxonomy places the organism in Eukaryota, Metazoa, Chordata, Mammalia, Artiodactyla, Bovidae. Gene Ontology annotation, cellular component: uniplex complex; mitochondrial inner membrane. The coding region runs from base 186 to 509 and encodes 107 amino acids.
GGCGUGUACCCGGGCCUUGGCGUCAUCCUCGUGACGUCACCAUGCGCCGCAGCAGGAACUAGGUACACUGCGCAAGUCUGUGAGCCGGACCUCUCGUUUGAUCCCUACAGACUCGCGAGGCUUGGGCGGCGUUCUUCCUGAGGGUGUCACUGGGGCCGGGCCCGGACUAGGGGCGGAGCUGGGAGAUGGCGUCCGGAGCGGCUCGGUGGCUGGCGUUGGUACGCGUCGGAUCUGGGGCUUCCCGGAGCUGGCUGAGCCUGAGGAAAGGUGGUGAUGUCUCCGCCGGACGGAGCUGCUCAGGUCAGAGUCUGGUACCGACGAGGUCGGUCAUCGUUACUCGCAGCGGCGCCAUUUUGCCCAAACCGGUGAAAAUGUCCUUCGGCCUUCUCCGUGUGUUCUCCAUUGUGAUCCCGUUUCUCUAUGUUGGGACGCUCAUUAGCAAGAACUUUGCUGCUCUACUUGAGGAACAUGACAUUUUUGUUCCAGAGGACGACGAUGACGACGACUAACAGGGCCUGGAGGAAGGACAGAAAGGAGAAAGCCCUAACUUAAGAAAUGGUGAUGCUUGCAGCCUCUCCUCCUUUCCAUCCGUAGAUGGGCCCGGGGAAAGCCCUCAGCCUCCCAACCCCCGUGAAGACCCCUGCAUGGUCUGUGACCACGGCUCAAAUCCCUAGGCUCUGGGAGGUUCCCGGAGAUGUGCUGUUCACUGAGCAUAAUCAGAUCAUGAAAAAACAUAAUAAACAUCAGCUCUGUGUGCCUGAA